UGUCAGAUUACAGGUGACAACUGACUGUGUCACACACGUCAAGCAGCUAAGAUAUUCGGCUUUCGUUCGGUUUUUCUUCUUCUUCUUCGGUUUUGUGCGGGUUUUUCUUGUGUUGUCUUCAAUUGUUUUUGUAGUUGGUAUAGUUUCUCGCUCUAUCCUUUUUGCUCGCCAUCUACGGUACUGUAUGCUGUACACUGUACUCCUCCCUGCCAGUGCGCUUACCGUCUCUACUAUAUCUUGUGUGUGCCAUAAUUUUCAAUUACCACCAUAACAGUUCUAUUAGUUGUUGGUUUGUGACGACUUCGCCGCGCCACCACCGACACCGAGGCCAAGGAGGACUCAACACUGCCGAUAAGGAGCUAUGAUUAGUUAAUUUAGUUUAUGCACUCGCAGCGAACAGACGUCUGUCAUCCAUCAAACUCGCGCGUCAACGUCAACUACCUAUCAUAUAGAAUUUCAAAUCUUGUUUUUGACAUUUCGAACAAGUGUCGUCGUUAUUAUUAUGCGAUGCAAAAAGUGACAAGUGUGAAUCAUAAAUAAAAUAUCUUUGUGAUUUUUAAACAAAUCGAAUAAAAUUCGAACUUAAGUUCGAAAAUAUUGAAAACAUUUAAACAAAUUUUCGAAAUUAAUUAAUUUUAAAAAAAAGAAGUGUUUUGUUUUUGAGUGUUGAGUGCUUGAUAUAAUUUUGUGAUCUUUUGGAACAAGCAAUGGCCCUUGAGGAUCGUUGUAGUCCACAGAGUGCCCCAAGUCCACCCGGUGCCCCACAUUCACCUCAAAGUACCUCAUCACCACCAAUGCACGUUCUCGACAUGAGUCUGUCACAGAAUCAUCUUCUCCAUCAUCAUCACCACCAACACGGCAUAACAAUGGCUGCCAUUCAUCAUGCGGCCAUGAAUCCACUGCUCCGAUAUCCGAUCAGUCCUUGUGAUGGAAGUUUGCAUGACUCCAACACAAAUGACCAAUCAUCACCGCUGCGUCAUCAAAUCAAAGAGGAAGAAACAGACUCCAUAAUGGGUGACGAGGACAACGAACAGGACAUCAGUGUGACCGACGAUGACGAUGAUCUGUCUCAACAUCGAUCAUCAGCAGCUCCAAUGCCAGCGAUAACCUUCUCGAUCAGCAACAUCCUCAGCGAUCGCUUUGGUCAUCCACAAAAGCUACCUUCAACUUCAACACCAGUGUCGCACAAGAAAGAACAGCAUCAGACCAGUCCGGUGAGUGCGAAUAGCAUCUUCCGGCCGUUUGAGGGCGCUCGAAUUCCCGAAAGAUCUGCAUUCACCCGCUUAACUCCACCCGCUGAUGUCUUGGACUUUAGCCGGCAGCAACAUCAGCAGCAACAAGCAGCUGCCGCUGCUGCAGCAAUGAUGCUGGAACGGGCGAGUUUCCUUAACUACUUCAACCCGGUCGCCUAUCCACGAAUCCAUGAGGAGAUUAUGCGACGAAGUGCUAAACCACCGACGGCGGGGACGAUGUCGUCAGGGUCAGCACUUCCUGAAAAAAUGCCACCUCUCGGAAGCCUCUGCAAGGCAGUCUCUCAAAUUGGACAACCGCAGCAGUUGUCUUCACCGUCGCCAGCAGCGUUACAGCACUCAUCAUCAUCGACACAAUCAUGCAUGUCAAGUCCACCCCCAGCGUCGAAUAUGUCAUGCACUUCCUCGGGAUCUUCGUCGUCGUCAUCCUCGUCAACUGCACCAUCAGGAAUUGGUUCGUCAUCUUCGAAUACAUCGUCAUCACGAAAAUGCAAUAGCCCCCAACCAAUUCCUCCACCAUCGGUUGUGAGUCGUGAUUCUGGAAUGGAAUCUUCAGAUGAUACUCGCUCCGAGUCCGGUUCGACGAAAGACGAAAACGGACAAAUGUGGCCAGCUUGGGUCUAUUGCACCCGAUACAGUGAUCGUCCUAGUUCAGGUCCACGUUAUCGUCGUCCAAAGAAACCAAAAGACAAGACUCAAGUCGAUGAAAAGAGACCUCGCACAGCGUUCUCCGGUGAACAAUUAGCAAGAUUGAAACGUGAAUUCAAUGAAAAUCGCUACCUUACCGAACGUAGACGCCAACAAUUGAGCUCCGAAUUGGGUCUAAAUGAGGCACAAAUAAAAAUUUGGUUCCAAAAUAAACGCGCUAAAAUUAAGAAAUCAACAGGAUCGAAAAAUCCUUUGGCAUUGCAAUUGAUGGCUCAAGGUCUUUACAAUCAUACAACAGUUCCAUUGACAAAAGAAGAAGAGGAAUUGGAAAUGCGAAUGAAUGGACAAUUGUAUGAUGGAUAAAUAAAAUAUUAACAACAAAUAAAAGAACGAACAAAAGUAGAAGAAAAACAAUCCUGAUCCUUGUGCAAUAUUUAUUUAAACAAAUUUUAUUUAAUAUUCUUUUUUCAUAUCAUGAUCAAAAAUUGUAAAUAAACCUUAAAAAAAAGGACAUUUUGAAAAAAAAGAAAACAUUUCCAAAAAAAUAUGAAAAAACAUCAUCGCAUCCAUCAAUGAGACUAUUAAUUUUAUUUAUUUAUCAUUUAUUAUGUUUUGUAAAGAAAAUUUAUUUAAUAAAAUAAAAUAUCUACAUAUUUUCAAAUACAAAUACAAAUUUAAAAAAAAAACUUGUGAUAUUAACGACAUAAUGCUACAUUUUAAUUAUUAUAUAUAUUUUUUCUUCUUUAAAUAAACAAAUAA
Messenger RNA from Eupeodes corollae, 2657 nucleotides. RefSeq names its product segmentation polarity homeobox protein engrailed-like. The transcript has 3 exons. Gene Ontology annotation, molecular function: RNA polymerase II cis-regulatory region sequence-specific DNA binding; DNA-binding transcription factor activity, RNA polymerase II-specific. Gene Ontology annotation, cellular component: nucleus. Lineage: Eukaryota; Metazoa; Arthropoda; Insecta; Diptera; Syrphidae. The record is from RefSeq and is a predicted model, not a curated record. Gene Ontology annotation, biological process: multicellular organism development; regulation of transcription by RNA polymerase II; neuron differentiation. The coding region runs from base 708 to 2261 and encodes 517 amino acids.